GCCGAUCGAGAUUCGCGAGUUUUUUAAUUCCUCGCCUCCACCGCUCGGGGCGAAAAAUAUACUUUAAAAAACAAAUCAAAAACAAAACAUGAGGGAUUUGCGAGAGCCGAGGGGGAGAGAACGAUUGUGGCGUCAGGUCUCGAUGUGUGCUUCUUCUUGACCCUCCGGGAUCUCUCGCACUCCUCCCCCUUUCGCCCCGAGAAACACUAGCGUUCCCUCGAUUCCUCUCUUCGUGUAUCUCUCCACUCCCCUCUUCCGAUGGAGAUCUCUCGAUCGCUGGCAGUCCUCCCAUGGAUCACGCUGGCGCUCGUGCUCUCCUCCAUCACCAGCGGAUACUGCUUCUACCUCCCCGGCGUCGCCCCGGCGGAUUUCAAGAAGAAAGAUCCACUUCCGGUGAAGGUGAACAAAUUGACUUCUACAAAAACUCAGCUUCCAUACUCCUAUUACUCACUACCUCACUGUAGACCAGAUACUAUAGUUGAUAGUGCAGAAAAUCUUGGGGAAGUUCUUCGUGGUGAUCGUAUCGAGAACUCCCCCUAUGUGUUUGAGAUGAGAGAGCCCCAGAUGUGUCAAAUUGUCUGCAAGAUUACGCUCAGUGACAAAGAAGCUAAGGACCUUAAGGAAAAGAUAAAGGACGAGUAUCGGAUCAACAUGAUUCUUGACAAUCUUCCACUAGUUGUUCCUAUAAAAAGGCUUGAUCAGGAUUCCCCUACAUUGUAUCAACAUGGCUUCCAUGUUGGUGUCAAAGUCCUACCUACUGGGGGUAAGGAUGAAAAGUAUUUUAUCCACAAUCAUUUAUCUUUUGUAGUCAAGUAUCAUCAGGAUGUUCAGGUGGAUCUUGCAAGGAUAGUGGGUUUUGAGGUCAAGCCAUUCAGUGUUAAACAUGAGUAUGAAGGUGAGUGGAAUGGUGUUAAGACUCGCCUGAGCACGUGUGAUCCCCAUGCCAAACGUUUGGUUGCGAGCUCUGAUUUUCCACAAGAAGUCGAACCAAACAAGGAGAUCAUAUUCACAUAUGAUGUUGCAUUUCAGGAGAGUGAUGUGAAGUGGGCAUCUCGAUGGGAUACCUAUCUUCUAAUGACUGAUGACCAAAUUCACUGGUUCUCUAUUGUCAAUUCAUUAAUGAUUGUUCUCUUCCUUUCUGGGAUGGUGGCCAUGAUCAUGCUGCGAACCCUCUACCGAGAUAUUUCCAAGUACAAUCAGCUGGAAACUCAAGAAGAAGCCCAAGAGGAGACGGGAUGGAAGCUUGUUCAUGGGGAUGUCUUCAGGCCUCCAGCAAAGUCAGACUUGCUGUGUGUUUAUGUUGGCACAGGUGUUCAGUUCUUUGGCAUGCUUCUCGUAACCAUGAUUUUUGCAGUUGUUGGUUUCCUUUCCCCAUCAAACCGAGGAGGAUUGAUGACAGCCAUGCUCCUACUUUGGGUCUUCAUGGGUCUCUUUGCUGGGUACUCCUCUGCCCGUCUCUACAAGGUGUUUAAGGGUACAGAAUGGAAGAAACUCACCCUCAGGACAGCAUUCAUGUUCCCUGGAAUCAUGUUUGCUAUCUUUUUUGUCUUGAAUGCCCUUAUCUGGGGGCAGAAGUCUUCUGGCGCUGUGCCCUUCACUACAAUGUUUGCCCUUGUACUGCUCUGGUUUGGUAUCUCGGUGCCUCUUGUGUUUGUAGGUGGUUAUAUUGGGUUCAAGAAGCCAGCAAUCGAGGAUCCUGUGAAGACAAACAAAAUCCCCAGGCAGAUACCUGAACAGGCUUGGUACAUGAAUCCAAUUUUCUCAAUACUGAUCGGAGGCAUCCUUCCGUUUGGAGCUGUCUUCAUUGAGCUCUUCUUCAUCCUUACGUCGAUUUGGCUGCACCAGUUCUACUACAUAUUUGGGUUCCUCUUUCUUGUAUUUCUCAUCCUCAUCGUCACCUGUGCUGAGAUCACGGUUGUGCUGUGCUAUUUCCAGCUCUGCAGUGAGGAUUACCUGUGGUGGUGGAGGUCCUAUCUAACCUCAGGGUCUUCUGCACUGUAUCUUUUCCUCUAUGCAGCCUUUUACUUCUUCACAAAGCUGGAGAUUACAAAGCCAGUGUCUGGCAUUUUGUAUUUUGGUUACAUGCUUAUUGCAUCGUAUGCCUUCUUUGUGCUGACGGGCACAAUUGGCUUCUAUGCUUGCUUCUGGUUCACAAGACUGAUCUACUCAUCUGUGAAAAUAGACUAAAGGCAUGGUUGCAUCAUAUGAGUUGCAUGUAUGAGGAAGUGAUAUUCUUGUCGACAGGUUCCCACUCAACUCCUCUGGACUCAAGAAUCUGGCGUCAUUUUUCAAAUUUUCAUGUCUGAUUUUAAUGUGAUUCUAGUGCAAGAAUCAGUUAUACACAUCAGUUUCGGGUUACUAGAAUGAAUAUGGCUUUAAUCAUUUUUACUAAUUUGUUAGUGUUUUUUAUGACAAGGAGGGUGGCCAGUGGUUUAAAGAUGAUUUCUUAUGCAUUGUUCUAUUUUAUAUGUUCUCCAUAUAUUUUAAGAAGAGUUCUUAUUUCAUUGUUCUAGUUAUA
Elaeis guineensis (African oil palm) is the source of this 2518-nucleotide messenger RNA. RefSeq names its product transmembrane 9 superfamily member 9. Gene Ontology annotation, biological process: protein localization to membrane. Gene Ontology annotation, cellular component: membrane. Lineage: Eukaryota; Viridiplantae; Streptophyta; Magnoliopsida; Arecales; Arecaceae. The record is from RefSeq and is a predicted model, not a curated record.